AUGGCCAUCUGCCGUUCAGUCAUUGGGAUUCUUCUACCGCUACUUUUCUGCUGUGCCGUCGCUGCUGCUUCUUGCUGUGUGGUCGCUCCGUCAUCUUACAAGGACCCUUCCGAUCCUUCCGAUCCACGCUCGGUCAAGCUUCCGUCGUAUUCUUUCGUCAAGUUUCCUUCGGAUUCCUUCGUCAAGCUUCCGUCCGACGCUCAAUCUUCCACCAUGGCCAAGCGCAAGGGCGGCAAAGGCUUCCACAGAACCAAGAGCAAGAAGCACCGAUCCAAGGAUGAAAGGGUUGUGUGGGCCCGACAACAGCAGCAGCUACAGCAAGCCGCCUUGCAAACUCCCCAUGCAGUCUCUCCUCAUGUCAACACUGGUCCCUUCCACAAUGAAGAUAUUGAUGGUGUACUGCCUCCUCCCGUUGCCUCCCUUCGCUCUGCUGCUCGCAAGCCAACACCCACGGAGCAACCGGAUGAUGAACGAUUGAAUGAAAUCUUGGGUCCCCCUUCGGAUGAUGAGCCUCCUUCCGACGAAGAUGAUACAUCAGCAGACCUUCGUCUCACUCCUGAAGAGAUGGAAUCUUUCCUGAGGGAGUACUGGAUUGGCAAUCAAGGACGCUCUUGGGAUGAAGACGCGGAAGCCAAUCAAGAAUAUCUUCGGAGACAUCAAUUACUGUGCCAAGAACGACCUUGA
Messenger RNA from Seminavis robusta, 684 nucleotides. The record is from the annotation of a GenBank genome assembly. Lineage: Eukaryota; Bacillariophyta; Bacillariophyceae; Naviculales; Naviculaceae.